Daldinia loculata is the source of this 1631-nucleotide messenger RNA. Its product is annotated as NAD(P)-binding protein. Bases 250 to 1512 code for a protein of 420 amino acids. The record is from RefSeq and is a predicted model, not a curated record. The transcript has a single exon. NCBI's taxonomy places the organism in Eukaryota, Fungi, Ascomycota, Sordariomycetes, Xylariales, Hypoxylaceae.
UCCUGUCUCGGCACAUUCAGCCUUGCAUUUCCGAUCUGUCAACCCCUGUUCAGUGUUUUUAGUGGUGCUAUGUAAAGAUCUAAAGGACAGAAAAAAAAAGUUGUCGUCACAGCCCCCUGUAUGUAAUCCGUACACGCUACGCGCUAUUCAAGGAUUGCUUAGAAAUGGAUGCUUCCAUCAGCUAGACUUUCCACCAACGACUUCUUCUCAAAUUCCACCUAGAAUUUCAAUUGCUUCUACCUGGUCAUCAUGCCAAUUCCAUUCUUCUACGACGUACUUGUAAAUGGCCCUCCGGCUUGGGUUCCCGGUUGGGCGCGCGACCCAUGGACCUUGUUCCAAAUUGGAGCCGUUACCGGAUUCCUGUACCUUCUAAAGCGAUACUCCAGCGGAACCGUGAACGUGGCAGAACGCAAAAUGCACGGCCGGGUGGUCAUGAUAACUGGCGGGACAUCAGGAAUAGGCGCUGCUGUAACACGGGACUUAGCUGAACGAGGAGCCCAAAUUGUGCUUCUUACCCAUCUACCGCCGUCGAACCCCUUCCUCGCAGAUUAUAUCGGGGAACUGCGCCAACGAACGAAAAACCAAAUGAUAUAUGCGGAACAGGUCGACCUCUCUUCUCUACAUAGCAUUCGUAAAUUUGCUACCAAAUGGAUCGAUAACGCACCGCCCCGCCGGUUGGACAUGCUCAUUCUAUGUGCUGCCACUAUUACACCACCAGGGGGCAAACGUAUGGAGACGGAGGAAGGAAUUGAAGAGAUGUGGAUGGUCAAUUAUCUCGCCAACUUUCAUCUAUUAGGAAUAUUAAGUCCAGCUCUCCGAGCCCAACCCUUCGAUCGCGACGUACGAAUAAUCAUUCCAACGUGUUCCUCUUACAUUCGGUCUCCGACGCUCAACAGUGCGCUCGUGAAGAAGGAAUGGACCCCAGGGAAAGCUUAUGCCCGAAGCAAGUUGGCGUUAAUGGUAUUUGGACAAGCGUAUCAAAAACAUCUCGAUGCGUACAAGCGACCAGACGAACUUCCAAUGAACUCCCGAGUCAUCUUUGUCGACCCUGGCUUUACGCGCACGCCUGGAAUGCGGCGAUGGCUAACACGGGGCUCGCUCUGGGGACUUGCGGUCUAUGUAUUCUCUUACGUAGUACCCUGGUUUCUUUUGAAGAGCCCGGAAAUGGGUGCUCAGUCUAUUCUUCAUGCUGUUAUGGAUCCAAGGUUAGGGAUGGGACCGGGUGGCAAGUUUCUUAAGGAAUGCAGCGAGGUUGACUUUGCGAGGAUGGAGGUAAAGGAUGAAGAGGUAGCGAAAAAGCUAUGGGAAGCCAGUGACAAGCUUAUUGAGAAGACCGAGAAGGAACAGGCAGCGCUAAGAGUCUUGGAAAAGAAAAAGCAAGAGUUAAAAGAGCAGGAGAAAAAGGAAGCAGAUAAGGCCGAGGAGAUCGACUCGUUAAUAAAUACAAUCAAGAAGGGGAAAGAGGCCGAAAAGAAAACUUCGCGACGGAAGGGUAAGAAGACUUCGUCAUGAAUAGACUUCCUAAUAGAUAGUUUAAUAUUAAGUAUCCUCGCUCUAAUUCUCUUGUGCAACUCACGAGGGAAGAGUCUUGAUGAACCGAGGAAGAUUUCUCCAACGACUUACACAGCAAC